CGCGCGGGACUAACCGGCCCUCGGCCGAGCUGAGGGGACAGCGGGCUGACAGGUCCGAGCCGGGAACCAUGCGGUGAUUCGGGCUAACCUUGCCGUUUGUCGCCUCUGUCUUUCCUCCUCAAGUAUCUGGCUUCUCAGACGCAGGUCGCCCCUCCGAGAAGUCUUCCCUGGCCGCUCUGCUGCUGAGAGCUCCAUUAGAAUACAACUAACAGAACAUUAAAUCCACCCAGGAAAAGUGCGUGUUUUGAGCUAAAAUGAGUCUGUUUGGAACUACCUCCGGUUUUGGAACUGGUGGGACCAGCAUGUUUGGCAGCACAACCACAGAUAAUCAUAACCCUAUGAAGGAUAUUGAAGUUACAUCUUCUCCUGAUGACAGCAUUGGGUGUCUAUCAUUCAGCCCCCCAACCUUGCCAGGGAACUUUCUUAUUGCAGGAUCAUGGGCUAACGAUGUUCGCUGCUGGGAAGUUCAGGACAGUGGGCAGACCAUCCCCAAGGCUCAGCAAAUGCACACUGGGCCCGUGCUCGAUGUCUGCUGGAGUGAUGAUGGAAGCAAAGUAUUUACAGCAUCGUGUGACAAAACUGCCAAAAUGUGGGACCUCAACAGUAACCAAGCAAUCCAGAUCGCACAGCAUGAUGCUCCUGUUAAAACUAUACAUUGGAUCAAAGCUCCAAACUACAGCUGUGUGAUGACCGGAAGCUGGGAUAAGACGCUGAAGUUUUGGGAUACACGGUCAUCAAAUCCCAUGAUGGUCUUGCAGCUUCCAGAAAGGUGUUACUGUGCUGAUGUGAUAUAUCCAAUGGCAGUAGUGGCGACGGCGGAGAGGGGCCUGAUUGUUUACCAGCUAGAGAACCAGCCUUCGGAGUUCCGGAGGAUAGAGUCCCCGCUGAAGCACCAGCAUCGCUGUGUGGCUAUUUUUAAAGACAAACAGAACAAGCCAACUGGCUUCGCCCUGGGGAGCAUUGAGGGCAGAGUUGCUAUUCACUACAUCAACCCCCCAAAUCCUGCCAAAGAUAAUUUCACCUUUAAAUGUCACCGAUCCAAUGGAACCAACACUUCAGCACCCCAGGACAUCUAUGCGGUAAAUGGAAUCGCCUUCCACCCUGUUCACGGCACCCUCGCGACUGUGGGCUCCGACGGCAGAUUCAGCUUCUGGGACAAAGAUGCCCGGACAAAGCUGAAAACGUCAGAGCAGCUGGACCAGCCGAUAUCCGCGUGCUGCUUCAAUCACAAUGGCAACAUAUUCGCCUAUGCGUCGAGCUACGACUGGUCCAAGGGACAUGAAUUUUAUAAUCCUCAGAAGAAAAAUUACAUUUUCCUGCGUAAUGCAGCUGAAGAGCUAAAGCCCAGGAAUAAGAAGUAGCGGCCUGGCUGGUAGGGUGUCUGGAGUGCGCGACUCUCCACACUGCCUCAUCUCUCUGAGGAUUUUGGCUUUGGCCAUGGACGGGAGGAAACAAACGAUGUUAUCUUUGAUCAGCUGUCAGCCACCGUCCUUGGGCACUGGCCGACUCCAUUCUGCUGCCUGCUGCGGUUUUCCUAUGGUUCUAAGGAAACCGAAAUUCCUACAGAAGUCGGACUCUGGCGGGCAGUGCCAGGAGUUGGCAGUUUCUGUAUUGGAGAGCAUUGGAAAACCGUCUGCGGGCCCUGACUAUUUUGUAAUAAAGUAUUUUGAAAACUGCCUGGUGGCUCCCUCUGUUCUCUCCUGGUGCCCUGCUCCAUAGUCCUGGAAAUGGUUGUCCUGCUCAAUGUUGGCUUUUAGAUUGGGAUUUUAGGUCCCUUUGGGAAAUGCAGAAAUCUACAAAUGAAGGAAUCCUGAGUUGUGAUUCUGCCAAGGGAGAUGUCUUGGCCCCUCCGCGCUUUGGCAGGCAGAGCUGGAGUGUUUUUCUUUUGUUUCCUUCAUCCCCAGUGGAGCAUCCCCCGUGCUUCCCAGCCCUGCUGGCCUAUUUCCUCGUCCCAGAAGUGGGGACUGUUCCUCUCGCUGAGUGACAGAUGGGCCUCUUGUGGGCUCCCUCAUGGGCCCACGUGGGCGGUGAUCACGUGCCCUUCACUUGAGCCCAGGCCUCCCACGUGGGACUUGCUCUUGACCCCCAACCCCCAGAGUUGUCCUUUUGGAUGUGUCCUUUCCUUCGUGUGAGUUAAAAUUCCUGACCUGUGAGUAUCCAAGAUGAAACUCAACUUGGUGUUUGAAGUUUGGGUCUAUUGUCAUUUUACCCUGUGACCCCAAAUGCUUCACAUGCCUAUUGUUUGGGGCUGGUUUGUAAACUCUAACUUGGUGAAUGUGAAAAUCUGCUAUCAGUAAUAUUGUAAGAUG
Fukomys damarensis (Damara mole-rat) is the source of this 2309-nucleotide messenger RNA. RefSeq names its product ribonucleic acid export 1 (gene Rae1). The coding region runs from base 255 to 1361 and encodes 368 amino acids. Gene Ontology annotation, cellular component: nuclear pore. The record is from RefSeq and is a predicted model, not a curated record. NCBI's taxonomy places the organism in Eukaryota, Metazoa, Chordata, Mammalia, Rodentia, Bathyergidae. Gene Ontology annotation, biological process: RNA export from nucleus; transcription-dependent tethering of RNA polymerase II gene DNA at nuclear periphery. Gene Ontology annotation, molecular function: RNA binding; ubiquitin binding. The transcript is spliced from 13 exons.